AUGGCCCACUCUCAUUCCCACGAUGCUGGCGUGAGCCACUCCCACGACGAUCCCUUCAACGGCCAUGGCCACUCGCACGACAUCCUCGAUGGACCAGGCUCGUACCUCAACCGUGAGAUGCCGCUGAUCGAGGGCCGAGACUGGAAGGACCGUGCCUUCACCAUUGGAAUUGGAGGACCCGUUGGCUCCGGCAAGACAGCCCUCAUGCUAGCACUGUGCCACGCCCUGCGCGACCAAUACAACAUCGCAGCCGUCACAAAUGACAUCUUCACACGCGAGGAUGCCGAGUUCUUAACCCGCCACAAAGCCCUCGCACCCUCGCGUAUCCGCGCCAUCGAAACAGGCGGCUGCCCCCACGCCGCUGUCCGCGAAGACAUCAGCGCAAACCUCCUCGCUCUGCAGAACCUGCAGAGACAAUUCUCCACCGACCUGCUGCUCAUCGAGUCCGGCGGUGAUAAUUUGGCUGCAAACUACUCGCGCGAGCUGGCUGAUUUCAUCAUCUAUGUGAUCGAUGUUGCUGGUGGUGACAAGGUGCCUAGGAAGGGUGGUCCGGGUAUCACGGGCUCGGAUCUAUUGGUAGUUAACAAGAUUGAUCUUGCUGAGGCUGUGGGUGCGGAUUUGAAGGUUAUGGAGAGGGAUGCGGCGAAGAUGCGGGAGGAUGGACCGACUGUCUUUGCGGUUGUUAAGCAUGGGAAGGGUAUGGAUCACAUUGUGAAUUUGAUUAUUAGUGCUUGGAAGGGGAGUGGUGCUUAUGAUCUGAGUCUGCAGCGGUGGAAGGAGGGUGCACCGCGUGGUUCGGGGAGCCUUGAUGCGUAG
Penicillium cinerascens is the source of this 816-nucleotide messenger RNA. RefSeq names its product urease accessory protein UreG. Gene Ontology annotation, molecular function: nickel cation binding; GTPase activity. The transcript is spliced from 2 exons. NCBI's taxonomy places the organism in Eukaryota, Fungi, Ascomycota, Eurotiomycetes, Eurotiales, Aspergillaceae. The record is from RefSeq and is a predicted model, not a curated record. The coding region runs from base 1 to 816 and encodes 271 amino acids.